GUAGCUUCAGCUGUUUUUUCGCUUGUUGGUUUCUUUGUUCCCUUAUAGUUGAUUGUAUUCGGCUUGGAUCACUCCUCCCAUGUCUACUUCGGUGAAGAAUCGCGACUGGCCUUCUCCCACAUGUACCUUCGUAGUUGGGGCACUCAAUACGAAACUUUAGAUUACCCGCCAGCGGCCGGUCCUUAUGCAGUCUACCAGAAGUCGGAUUUUUUUCUGACAGUUGGUUAUGCGAUUACUCGUUACAAUCAGACGCGUGAAUUGGCCGUUGGUGAGUACUCAUUCGUCUCAUCGAAUCCCAACAUCGCUCUUUGUCAAACCAAUCUUUUGGAUGCCACAGACGAUCACGGACGUGCAGUCUCUGAUGCGGAGGAGCAGUAUUGCAUCCUUGUUUACCCACUGGAAAUUGAGGCCAUCUCACUGUUUACUGCCGAAUCAGUGAAACAGUUCCUGGCUGACCACAACUUCACCAUUGAUUUUUCUCGUCUUUUGACGUUCAGUUUGCGCUUCUCGCUCCUUUCUCCAGUGGUGACCAGACUAGGACCUUCGCAUGAUCCGGAAUGCUUCCGAUUCGAUGUUUAUAUAAAUAUGGAGAAAUCGCAUCAAGCUGGCUUGCUCGCUAUCCACCUACAUGCUCCUUACGCCGUGGCACCAUGUACCAAUUUAGAUGAUAUUGCUGUAUCAACCGAAGAACUCGCGGCCCUAUCUCCCGACCAUUCAGAUCUACAAAUUAAACGCUUGCAGCUGUUCUGGUCCCAAUUCAGCGAUACCGGACAACCUAAUCGUACCGUGACUUGGCAUUCGUUUUCGAUGCGCCGCAUCUCGAUUAUACUGCUGCAGGUUACUGCUCUUUUACUCGGGGUUAUCUCGCUCAUUCUGUGUAUCCGCUCUGUGGUGCGAAACUUCUGUAUGUGGAAAGAUACUGUCCUGUUCUUCAAGCAUUGGUACUCAAUAGAGUUAUAUGGAUAUUUUUGGUAUUUCAUUCCACUCUGGUUCAUGGUAAUCAUCACCAACGAUAUCAUGAUCAUUGUUGGUUCCAUAUACAAUUUAUGGUCCAUCAGCAAGCUUCGUCACAAACCGGAGCCCAUUUCUUAUGUGCUGGGUGUCAGCGCUCUUCUCGUGUGGUCCGGCAUUUUGCGCUACGUGGGCUUCUCCUACUCCAACAGUAUUUUGAUGCGGACCAUUUUCCACUCAGUUCCCGCUCUGCUUCGUUUCGGCGUAUGUUCCCUCAUUAUGUUCUUCGCAUUCAGCCUAUGCGGCUGGGUCGUUCUGGGGCCGUACAAUCUCAAAUUUCGCACGUUUAUCUCCACUCUGGAGUGUUUGUACAGUCUCAUCAACGGGGACGACAUGUACGUGACCUUCAGUGUGAUCGGGGACGGUAGCCCCUGGGGCAUUUAUAUCUUCAGUCGACUCUUUCUAUACACUUUCAUCACCUUAUUUAUCUAUGUGGUUCUCAAUCUCUUUAUUACAAUCAUUUUUGAGGCAUACACGGAAGUCAAGCAACAACGUGAUACUUUUGCCCGCCCACACAAUUCACCUCUAUUCGCAUUUAUACGGCAAAAUCCAAUCAGUUAUCGAUCCCCUCAGUACAAACGCGAUGACAUCCGGCCUGAUCGGAAGCUGCUUCGGUGCUUUGCGUUAGGGCGACAUUUUGGCACUGCUCCUACCACGAUCUACACCGCGGUUAGCGUUGACUCGGGGAAAGAAAGUGUUGCAUGUGAUGAGACGAAGCAUCGACUUCUCCGUGCUCCUCCGACAGACUCCCAACCCUCAGUGGGUGGUGGAAGUUCCUUGGCUUGCUCUUCUCAGCUAACAUCCGCUGGUUCGUCCAGCGUUUCUUUUGUGAGUCAGCGAAGUUCGUCGUCUGGUCUGCAGGAAGAGAAAUCGUAUCCGACAGAUAUCGACAACGGAGUUCAACAAGACUAUGGUUUCCGCACACCGACUACCUUGCUCCUCCAGCACACUGUCUUCGAUGCACUCGGUGACGAGUCCGAACUCGACGCAUUCAUGCGCUAGUCCAAUUGCCACUUUUCGCGUCGUAUUGCUCCAGCAGUAUCCGUUGGUCUAUCGUCCUUGAAAAAGCACACGACUCCCCGGAACACGGUGCAUUCGCACGUAAACGGAUCACACUCAGAUGCCUUUGAAUGUCCCGUUUUUGUGCACACUAGUCGGCGAAUUUCUUCGCUGGUGUUCACACAUACUAAUUCUGUUCCAGUGGCUCUGAAAAUUUUGUCCCUUCUUUAUCUGUCCUGUGCUUUCUCGCACUCUUGUUCUUUGUGUGUCGUUAUUUUAAUUCCCCUCCACACCAGCUCGCUACAUAUUUAUUUAUUGUCGUUUUGUAUGCCUAGUUUCUGUUUCAAUUCUGAACUCACUUUUGGCUGUGGUCUUUUCAUUAGGCUUUCGCUAUAUCAUGGUCGCCAGUCGAAACUGUUCACUCACCUUUUGCAUGGAAUAUUUUAUGUCUAUCCUUCUCUUUUGAUCAUGUCUCUGGCCUCAGAAUUGUGUACUUUUAUGACCUGUUACUUGGUUUCCUAGACAGCCUUGUUAAUCUACAUACUGAUAUGAGUUGCUUACUCAUAAACAACUGCCCAUCCUCCGUUACUC
Dicrocoelium dendriticum is the source of this 2601-nucleotide messenger RNA. NCBI's taxonomy places the organism in Eukaryota, Metazoa, Platyhelminthes, Trematoda, Plagiorchiida, Dicrocoeliidae. The record is from the annotation of a GenBank genome assembly.